AUGGCUGUCCUCACGUCACAAGUCUCGGUAGCGAAGAAGCGAAGAAUACAUGAUGAUGAUGUUUCGCAUGUGCAGAAACGUCAGAAAGUCGCCCCACCAGAUUCCACCGAGGCCGCCCAGGCAGAGAUUUUAUCCCUAGAAACUAAUAUACUCAAAUCGAAAAAGAAUUACAAUGAUAUUCUUACUCUGUUGAACUGUAUGAAGGGUAAACAUGACCAUGAUGAGAAAGCUUUGGCGGCAGCGGUCGCUCUAUGUCGCGUUUUCUGCCACUUGAUGGCGUCGGGGUCGUUGAAGAGGACCAGAACGUCUCCAGAGAGCGAUUUGAAAGUUAUUGAAUGGUUGAAUGAUCGACUUGUUGACUGUCAUGAGAAUCUACUAGGAUGGCUGAAAUCUACGAACCCAUUACUCUCUGGAAGUGCGCUGACACUCUUGAUGCGCUUAAUGGGCGAAGAAGCAAAGCAUGCAGACCAAACUGGCCAAGCUAUUGGGGUUGAGGGUGCUCUCUUUCCCCUAAUAGAUAUGUUGAUCAGUCAGUCGUGGAAAACCCAUAUCAAUGAAGAAUUUAUUAAGAAAUUCGUUGCUGAAUAUGAUGAUAUCAGAUAUUUUUCAUUUUCUCGUACUGCAGAACGAUUAGCCACUGAUGUUUCGGAGGAGCAACUCGACAAUAUCUUGUCCUUCCUUGCUGCCAUUCCCAUCUCGAUGAAGGAUGGGCAACACGAGCCAAGUUUGAUGGUGCUACAGCCUUCGAAAGCGAAAAGAGAGCUUGCGUGCUAUUCGUGCUCAUCUCAAUUGAAGCAAGCGCAACGAGCGUGGAUGGCUUUGCUCGCACAGCCGCUCACGAAAAGACAGAGUAAGUAUGUUUUGGACAUUCUACCAGCCCGGAUUGUGCCCUGGUUUUUGAAAGUCGAGCUUCUCAUGGAUUUCUUGACCGAUUCGUUUGACAUGGGAGGCUCAACUUCACUCACUGCACUGUCCGGACUUUUCCAUCUGAUACAGCAAAAAAAUCUUGACUAUCCGCACUUUUAUGUCAAACUCUAUUCAUUACUCAAUAAGGAUGUUUUGCAUUCAAAACAUCGAUCUCGUUUCUUCCGGCUUCUCGACACAUUCCUGGCUUCGACGCAUCUACCAGCAGCACUUGUAGCAAGCUUCAUAAAACGGCUUUCCCGUCUGUGUCUUUUUGCCCCGCCCUCCGGCAUUGUAGCUGUGGUACCUUGGAUUUACAAUCUACUGAAAACCCAUCCAGCUUGUACAUUCAUGAUACACCGGAUCACAGAACUCGAGGGGAAAAAUGAAGUUGAUUGGGGCGACCCUUUUCAGGUGGAUGAAUCAGACCCAAUGGAGACUGGAGCGAUAGAGAGUAGUCUUUGGGAGAUCGAGACAUUACAAUCUCACUACCACCCAAACGUUGCAACGAUUGCAAAAAUAAUAUCUGAGCAAUUUACAAAGCAGGCCUAUAAUGUAGAAGACUUUCUCGAUCACUCUUAUGGAACAAUGCUCAAUGCUGAGCUCUCAAAAGACUUGACGAAGGCACCGGAGAUCGAGUACGAGAUUUCGAAGAAGAUUUUGACCAAGAUGGAUCCUCAAUCGGGCAAUGAAGAUAGCCUUCUAGUGAAGCUCUGGGACUUUCUUAAUUAG
Bacidia gigantensis is the source of this 1635-nucleotide messenger RNA. RefSeq lists its product as uncharacterized. Gene Ontology annotation, biological process: ribosome biogenesis. The coding region runs from base 1 to 1635 and encodes 544 amino acids. Lineage: Eukaryota; Fungi; Ascomycota; Lecanoromycetes; Lecanorales; Ramalinaceae. Gene Ontology annotation, cellular component: small-subunit processome; Noc4p-Nop14p complex; nucleolus. The record is from RefSeq and is a predicted model, not a curated record. The transcript is spliced from 3 exons.